GUAGAUUUAUAGCUAGUCUGCUCUUUAUUUAGCGUGUGAAUCUACGGCAAAAAAAACAAAGGUAUGUGCUACAUGGUUAAGCCUUGUAAACGCAAGUUGUAUAAUGGCUCUUGUAUAGACAUAGCUUGUAACGUUACAUGCUGAGAUGCAGCUGAGUUGCAGCUGCUGAACUCUGUCACGUGAUGGCUUGCAUGGAAAAAUCAUUAACCUAGAUUGUGCAGGACACGUCGACGUAGUACACAGCUUAACAUACCGCUACUUCGGUGAGGACACAUAUUUGCCCGACCGACUUAUGUAAUUGCAGCGGCUGCGCGCUUCGCUGUAAACAUAUGAGGAAGCAUGGAGAUGUCUGACGCAAAGACGUACACGUACAGCGCCGUCCCGGACAAGAACGCAGAAAAGCCCGCCUGGAAAACCGUCACGUUCUGGCAGGCGAUCUCCCUGGUGCUGUUCUUCGCCUGCAUCGCGUUGGCUGUUGCUCUGGGGGCGUUUGUGGCUAGCAUGAACUCCGACGAACACAGCCUAGAUGGAUUGGCACCGUGCCCAGCCGGGUACCCAGUCGAGCCCAUGGACGAAGACAACCCGGGAAUCUACGACGACCUGUCCUUGGCAGAACACACCAGCGUUCGUGAGUACAUGGAGAGUCAGGAGAAUCUGGCUCUAACGCCGUGGGACAACGCUGGCUUCAGCGAUAACUACAUCAACGCCAUCGAACUGUACGUCCCAGCCAAGUCGGCGGCCUUGGCAUUCCUGGACGGCGACGGCGACAAACCGGAGAGACAGGCGCUGGUGACCGUGCACGCUGGCGGGAAGACGCCGCCGGUCGUGGAGGAGUACGUGGUCGGGCCACUGCCUAACCCUGCCCGCCACGCACCGUACUCAAACCCCGCUAGGAGGAGCCCCAUCCCGUGGACCAGCCGGGCUAUUGACGCGAAGGAAUAUCCACUGAUAAACCGACUCAUUGGGGAUGCUACGGCUUCUCUACACAAUAUUCUAAAGGAAAGUUAUGGCUACACGUACCAUAACUGCUCCAAACGCUGUCUGGUCACCUUCGAUACGGUACCCAAAGGCUACAAAAGCGGUGAGAGGAGGUCAUGGAUCCUUUUCCAUCGGAAAGGAAUGGGUGGUGUAACGUACGUUAUAGACUUCGCGCUACAGAUCACACAUGAGAGUCCUGAUCCCAGUGAGUGGCGUGUCUCCAGAGUCUUCUAUAACGGACAGUACUUUGACUCAGUCCAACAGCUCAUCACCGGGUACGAGGCGGGUGCGGUUGAAAGGGACACGCCUGACGCCGACGCACAAGACGACGACAUUCUGUAUCCUACCUUCGUGAGGAGGGGAAAGCCGCAGCCAGCUUCUCCUAGCCGGGGCCCGACGCUGACUGAACCGGGCGGCAGGCGGUACGCGGUGCGGGGGCGACACGUCGAGUACAUGGGCUGGAGUUUCGACUGGCGUUUGGGCACGUCACAAUCCAUGCAGCUGUAUGACGUCAGGAUGAACGGACAGCGCAUCGCGUACGAACUGAGCGGACAAGAUGCGACGUCAUUUUACUCCGGAAACAACCCCAUUAUGCUCAACAAUCUCUUUGUCGACUCCUAUUGGGAUGUUGGUAGAAGUUAUGAACUCGUCCGUGGCAUAGAUUGUCCGGAAACCGCAACAUUUUUCAACACACUUCAGCAGAGAAGCACCAAGGAACCGAGCCUGAUGCGGAACGCCGUCUGCGUCUUCGAACUGAAUGCUGGGAUACCGCUCCGUCGCCAUUUUGAUUCCGAUUUUGCAGGAGGCUUCCACUCCUAUGGAGGCAUGGCUGACCACGUGUUGGUGUUACGUCACAUCAACACUGUCUACAACUACGACUACGUGUACGAUUACAUAUUCCACCAAAACGGUGUCAUCGAAGUCCGCGUCGGCUUGACUGGUUAUAUCAUACCAUCCCAAGACAGGACCGACUACGGGUACCCCCUCUAUGCCGGUGUGAUCGGGAAUGUUCAUCAGCACUCUUUCAACUACAAGGUGGACCUCGACAUUCUAGGAACACAGAAUAGGUUCGAAACCGUGGACAUCGUUUUGGAGAACAUCACCAACCCUGAGCGGCCGGAGCUGCGCCACAUCCAGACCCGCAUCCAGCGGAACCUCAAGACUACCGAGAAGGAAGCCGCCGUGCAGUACGACUUCAACCGGCCCAAGUACUACAACUUCUACAGCGAAGAACAGAAAAACCGGUUCGGUUCGAAUCGUGGCUACCGUGUGCAGCUGAACGGCAUCGCUAAGACACUGCUGCUGCGGCAGGACUGGGCGCCGAUGCGGGGAGUGGCCUGGCAGGACUACCAGCUGGUCGUGACACAGAGGAAAGAAUCGGAGCCCACCAGCUCCUCCAUCUACAACCAGAACGACCUGUACGAACCGGUAGUCGACUUCCAGUCCUUCCUCGAUGACGAUGAGAACAUCGUUGACGAGGACCUGGUUGCCUGGGUGACGCUCUCCACGCACCACAUUCCUCACUCCGAGGACUUCCCGACCACGGCUACUGCGGGGACCCAGAUGCAGUUCUUCCUGCGCCCCUUCAACUACUACGACGAGGAUCCUUCGGUGGGAUCGUCUAACGCCGUUCUGAUCACCCCGGGAGAGAAGUCUGGUCCCGCCCGGGUGGAACGGUUCGGUACCCCGACAGGCCCCGCCUGUGUGCCUGAGGAGAGUCCGUUCCACUUCAGCGGGAUGUGGCGAGGGCCAAAUUAAGUCGGAAUUUCCUCGUGAAAGUUCUGUUGAUGGCAAUAUAGUAUUUGUUUUAACUAGUUUGUUUAAUGUAAUCUUCCUGGAAGAGCAAGGAACUGAAAAACAUUGCCAUGUGCACCCGAAGAUCAUUCAGUUGAGUGUGUGAAUAACAGUUGAAGUGUGACGAAUAGCGCAAUAAAGAAAAUUAACCUUUACAAUACUUUAAUCUUAAGGGCUUAUAUUAGGUAUCGCGUUGUUUAAACAAGCAACAUUGGGAAUCUGUGAAAUGAUUUGCUUGUUAAGACUAUGAGGUUACUUUAUCAAAGCUUUGGUACUAUUAUUUUUAGUAUUACUAUGAGGCAGCAUGAAUUACUAAGUGUUACACUUUCAUAGCACAGCCAUGUAAUCAUGAACUUGCACUUUGAUGACAUGCAAAAUAUGCUGUGUCACCUCUCUUGCGUUGAAUAAAGUAGCGAAUUUGUACUGUUGUGAACCCACUGUAUACCGUUUGUCCAUUACCACACAAGAACCCCCUAUUUUAGAGGUACAGCAGUCCUGUUGUAAACCCCCCUAUCUGACAGUAGAAUAGUCCAACCCAGGAACCUCACUCUGGUGCUAGGAGUCCACAAUAAA
Molecule: messenger RNA, 3345 nt
Organism: Branchiostoma belcheri (Belcher's lancelet)
Lineage: Eukaryota; Metazoa; Chordata; Leptocardii; Amphioxiformes; Branchiostomatidae
Product: amiloride-sensitive amine oxidase [copper-containing]-like
Exons: 6
Coding region: 340-2736 (798 amino acids)
Biological process (GO): amine metabolic process
Cellular component (GO): plasma membrane
Molecular function (GO): primary methylamine oxidase activity; quinone binding; copper ion binding
Source: RefSeq, a predicted model, not a curated record